CCGGAUGAGUUCCGCGAUUUAAGUUGAGCGAUGUGUGGCUCGUGCAGAUUAGGGGAAUGUCUCGCUAUAGUAAGCACUUGGCUGCUUUGAUGCUUGUUGCCUAUAACCUAAUAUCACGAGUCUGUGGGAACGCCUUGACGUUUUUGCCGAAUGAGUUUAGCGUGAUCGUAUCGCUGACGUAUUAGAGCACAUCGGCACAAACUUUGCCGCUGUUGACAUAGUGACAGAGUUGUUAAUGUUUAUCGUUUUUUUCUUACGAGUGUUAAAGUAAUAAAAGUUAUAACUGCUUUAUUAUUCUAUAGUUCGGACAUACUAGAAAGUCUACAAGACCAAUCGUCAUGUUACUAUAACGAGUGUUUUUUUCGCUGGGCAAAAAUACGUUCCAUAUCUUGCAAGAAGACCGUAGUGGGAGUGAUUUGCCACUGUGGUUAUGAUCUUCAGCUUUCUUCUUUGAAUUGUAGGACAACAUGCAGAUCGAUCAGUCGAGUUCACGGAAAGGUGUGUUUAUCGGGAAGACCUCGAUGGGAGUGAUUUUAGUAUGCCGAAACUUGCGCAUCUGUGAUUAGUGAGGAGUAGGCCUACCGGAAGAACAUAAGAGAAAACACCCUGUUAGUAGCAGUGAGGCGGAUGUAACUGGAUUGCCUGCACGUAUCUCUGAUGGAGGUCCACACGACAAUUCCAUUUCCGGAACCUUCCGACUGCCAGAGUUAUGAAGACAUACACAGCAAUGCAACAGCUUCAGAACCCAAGCACAGUGGUGGAUGCCACGUGCCUGGUGAAGACAUUGCAGGGUGUCAGAGCAGUGCAUUGCCUGAAGCUCUUCUAUCUGUCACUUCUGCUUCACAAAAUACCAACAGUGUGUAUUCCCUGUCAGAUGUGACUGCUACUAAUUCGAAUUUACAGCAGUUGGAAAUUGAAAUUUCUGAUGCAGCUGAUGGCACGGUACACAGUACAGACUCCUGGCACGUGACCAUUGAUGACAUGCCUGACGAGAUUUUGAUAAAGAUCUUGUCUCACAUGUCUUUCAGUGAGCUCAUAGAUGUUGUACAAAAAGUGUGUCCUCGUUGGAGAAGGCUGUCCCAAGAUCCAGAGUUGUGGGAUGACAAGGAAUACCAAAUCUGGUACUGGCCUUCCAGUGACACACACACUUGUAAAGGUGGCACAACUGACCGGGAGGCGAUACAGACUUUCCGUGAUGUCCCAAACCUGCGCAAAGUAUGCACGUAUCGGGGAGCCACAUCCCGUGUCUUCCGUACCCUAUACAAAAACUGCCAGAGACUGUCCGAGCUGCGUCUGCAUGUCGCGCAGAAGCUCACCUACUCGGUACUGAAGAAUUUGGUUGAGAAGUGCUCCAGACUACACACACUGUGGAUACCCAGUGAAUUGCUGAAGUCAGAGAAAUUUUCAGAGGCAGUGUCUCGUUUACAGCACCUGCGUGUGCUGGCUCUAGAGACACACUCCCCGGAACACACACCCGUGCUGCGACCUUUGGGUGACGGAUGCCCACGACUAACCGAGGUAGACUUCAGAUGCACGAUUGUCGGUAUGGAUGAUUUGAGAUACUUCCUGAAUGCCAAGAGGAACACCCUUAAGUCCAUAUGCAUAAAGUGGGCAAUGGAUGGAAAAUGGUGUGUCCUGCCAUUGCUGACAGUUCUUGCUGACAGCUUGGAACGUCUGCAGCUUUAUGAUUUUGACAUAGUCCGUGAUGAAUUGACAGAGGCAUUCAUUGCCCUGGGAAGCCUCAAGAAGUUGGAGGAACUUGAUAUGUCAAUCCUUGAUCCAGUACCACCUGGCACAGCUGCUCUGGCAUUUAAGUUCGGUGGACUGCCGAAUCUGAGACUGCUGGAUCUACGACAAGGGUACGGCCUGGAUGAUGACACGAUAAUCGCCGUAAGCACUGGGUGCCCACUUUGCAGCAACUCAUUCUCAGAGAAGCUGAGCAACUGUCCGAUGCGGCUUUCUCUCAAAUCUACCGCCUGGAACAUCUUGAAAUGUUCAGCUUAAAACCCAACAACAUGUAAUGUGCAAAAAAGCUUUCUGCAGCCUUUAUGGGAUAAAGAAGGCUUGGGUUGAAUGUCUGGCUUAAUUUGCGUCCAAAAAUAUUGGUCCACCCGCAGAUCGUAGAGGAAAACAUGAAAACAGGCUUAACAGAACUGGACGUGUCAUGUUGUGGAGGGCUCGGUGGAGCCCUGAUUCCCUACCUUGCCAGGCUGCCACAACUUCACAAAUUGGUCAUGGAGGAAAUGGAGUUUCCCAAUUUGCAGCCAGGCCUGAGCAGUAUUCUCCAGUUGUCGGAUAUCCAAUGCCUGAUACUCAACUCUUCCAACAUUACCGGAGUGCCCUUUGAUAAGUUUCCAGGAAGGCUUGUCAGUCUCAGGGAGCUGAGAAUCCAGUGGUGUAGAGGUGACCCUAAUGUCACAAAUCUGCUGACUGAGCAGAUGCCUAGCCUUGAAAUCCACAGCAGCUUUGAAGAGGAGGUACCAGCUUACAACACGGAGGGUCAGGAGAGUGACGCACAUGUUGCAGAGGAAGAUGAUGAAGAGAAUGCAGGGCCUGGCAAUGCAGAUGAGUCACAGGAUGGCAGUUGGCAGAAUGACAAAGAUAGUAAUGAUGAUAGCAGUAGUAGCAGUGAUAGAGAAAGUAAUAACAUUAUUUGGGAUGAAAGUAGUAUACCUAUUCUCUUUUUAGAGGAUAUAUAAAAGUGGUGUGAUUUUUACACAGAUAUACAAAUCUCAGUACUGAUUGUAUUUCAUCUGGAGCAGUAUAACUGGAUCAAAAUAACUGCCACUGUUGGAUUGAGCAUAGCAUCAUAAUGGACAGCUGAAUGCUGUCAGUCUAAAACCAGUGGUCUUUGUAACAUUAUCAUUAAAUUGACUUUCCUGUAACGUUAUGUUAACAAUGACGAAAAGUGUUUUGAAGUAAGAUAAUUAUAAAUUAUUCUAGAGAUGCAUAGCUGCCAACCUUGGGAAAAGACUGUCUGUUAUCACAUUGGGAAAAAUGCUGGGGUGGGGGGGCUAGAAAAUUUUAAACAUUGGAAGCGUGAUUUAGGCCUUUAACUCUUUCACUGCUGCAUGCGCCAUAACAGUGCGUGCAUUGGUGUGCAUUGCACUCGGGACGCUCAGUGCAGUGGUGCUUGCCGUGCUGGAUAUGAUAUGGUAUUGAGCACUGCAACACUUACUGCACCAAGUUGUUGUCUUAUGUAUUUAUUCCCUCCAGUGUCUAAAUUGUUGUUUGAAUAUUCUGUAUUUUUGAAGUUCCUAGAAUUAGAUAACAUUAGAGAAAAGUACAUUUCAGAAAGUUUUGUUGUAUGAUGUAUAGGGUGGGUGGGAAGCAAAUAGGUACCAUUAAAUGGCUGUUAAGUUCGAAAUUUUAUGGAAUAACAUUGGAAAUAGUGUAGGCAUACAGAACAUUAAAUAGGUAGUGAUUUUUUAACGCUGUGUAGUACCAACAAUGGCUGUGAGGGGCAAUGUACUUCACAACAACAAAGAUGGCCAAUUGCCCUACAGUUAGAGAAUGAACACAGAGCACUUUAUACUGUGAGGUGUGGGAUUUGACCAAUCUUGUGCAGAGAUGGUGGUGUAUGGUGAGGGGUAGGAAUGCCACAUUUUGCCUGUAGACAAUAAAGAAAUUGUCAUGGAAAGCUAAUGACCACAGAUUCGGUGAGGGAUGCAACAAAAUCAAAUCGUCCAUCUACAUCCCGGUGUCCUGAGAAUGUGGCAAUUGUGCGGAAUGUGUUCAAUCAUAAUCUGGGGAAAUCGACAUGCUAGGUAGCUCGUGAGAGCAGACUUGCAAGGCAUGCGAUGUGUUAAGUGUGGCAUAAAGAAUUAAACUUUCAACCAAGGGAACUCCAUUAUGUACAGCAGCUGACACCAGAAGAUGUGGUCUCAGAAUGGAAUAGGGGGAGGUAGUGGCAGAAAAUUGCACUCAAUUUUCCUCAAUAUCACACUUCUUAAAGUCAUUGCUUGUAACUUUUGUUUAUUUUGAUUGGCAUUUUGCUCAGUGAAUGUGUGGCACCAUCUUUAUUGCUGCAGGUCUGUCAGUUAAAAGAAAAGGUAAAAAGGCACAAUAUUGAGCCUCGUGUGUUUUGAGGAUGUAUAUGCCACAGGACAACCUGCAGAUCUGGAAAUAACCAGGAAUUUUUUCAUCCUGGAAAAAUCCAGAAAAAAUGGUGGCAAUUUCAUAGUAUUCCUGCAGUUUUUAAAAUUCCAGGAAUCAAUAAAUAUUGUUCUUGUGAUUGUUGAUAAAGAGAAUAAUCUAUAGUUUAAAGCUAAAGAUGUUGCAGAAAGGAAGGAACAUGAAAAUCCUCAAACGACAAUUGGUGACCACGUAAAUUAUGAAGACAAGAAAACUUGCAGUGUGUUAAUUGACUUAAAGUGCGUCUAAAAAUAUAUAGCAUCACACAGUAUGCACCAACAAAAAUGUAAUUACUCUGCUGGUGUAUAAACACAGGACAACAACAAAAAAUAUGACAGAAAAUCUUACUAAUAAGUUUGAUUUGAAUCUUAAUUUAGUCACACUGACAAAGGAACAAGAAUUCAUCAGAAUCAACAUCAUUUGCUUCAAGAAUGAAAAGUGUGAAACAUAGAUCUCUAUUGGGAAAUAUAGAAUUUAUCUAUACUUCACAAAAUAUAGAACUGCAGUUGAGUGUGAUGAAAAUCAUCAUAAUGAUUAAAAUAUAACAGAAGAAAUUAAAAGGCAAUAAUUAAUAGAAAAGCAAUUGAAGUGUAAAUUUAUCACUUUAAUCUUGAUGAUGAAAAGUUAAAUAUUUAUGAUGUUAACAGAAUGCAUAAAGAUAUUUUAAAACAAAUGAAGAAGAAUAACUAAGAAAUAGAUGGGAAAACCACCACUGGAAUAUUAAUAAAAAAAUUUAGAUUCAGUAAAACACCAGGCUUAACUUGUAAUGAAAAAUUAAUAAUAUUUAUCAAUGAAUCUGGUCUAAACAUAGAGAAACUUCAAGGAGGACAAAUCGUCUCUCUCCCAACCCCCCCCCCCCCCCCCCCCCCGUCCAAUUAACAUUGACUUAAAGGCAAAUUCAAUAGAAAAUAAAUUUAGGCCCAGUGAUUCACUGGAUGUAAGUUAUAAUGAAAAUAAAAAAAGCAGUUUAUGUUAAUGAAUCUGUGACAGCUAAAGCAGUCUUUAGACUAUGUCUGGACUAUGCUCUUUAAUUCUAAAAUAAAAAAUUAUAAAAAUGACGUUGUCCUUACUUACCCAACUACCUAUUACGUGAAUUAUCAUAUCACAACCACUUAACACAUACUUUAUCUCCUUUCAUUCUUAAAGCUCUCUAAAGAAGAUACACAUUUGGAUAUUUUAAGUUCUGUAUUUAAAAAUUUGCUUUUACCUUUUCUCCAUCCCAAGUCAUUAAUUUAUAUUUGGUUGGAUUAGAAUGAAUAACAUCCUCAAUUUCAAAAUUUUCUGCUUAGAAAUUAGCUGUACAACUUUUUUCAGAAAUUCCUUAAAGUUGAUUAAUUCUAACUUUAUCACUGACUUUAUAUUUAGGUUUAGCAUUAGAUAGUGACAUCUGCUUCAUAAUUUUUGUCAUUAACUUUUACUUGCUUCGUUUUUAUUGUUCAAUAUGUUCAUCGACCUAUUUUUCAACUAGUUCAAUCCAUUUAUGAUUUUCUUUUACGCCAAAUUUUUCCGCAUCUUUUCUUUAAGCAUUCUAUUAAAUUUUUCUACAACAGAUGCUUAUAACUCAGUAAAAGUUGAAUAAUGAUUAAUAUUAUAUUUCUACGUAAAUUCUAGAAAUUCUUAGUUAUAGAAUUCUUUACCAUUUUUCGGUUUGUAAAUUUCGUGAGGUUCUCUCUCUCUAAAUAUUCUUCCAAAGGCAUCUACUACAUUUCUACCCGUUUUAUCUUUAAAUGAAAUAGACCAAGCAAAUUUUGAAAAAAACAUUGACUGCAGUUAUUAAAUAUUUAUGUUUAUUUAUUUUUUAAAUUCCUUUCAAAUUAACUGAAUCCAUUUCUAUUAAAUCUGCUUGCCAUAAGUUCUUUAGUCCAAAAGAAACAACAUUUCUUGUUUUAAUUUUUUUCUCAUUUGUUUUGUAACUCAUUAAUAAUUCUGGUCUGGAUGAAUCACUCACCCCUAUACUUAUAAACAAAUUUUAACCAAUAUACUUUUUUUAGUUUUACAAACUGUACAGAUUUCUUCAAUCAUUUGACUUCCAUUUUUAGUUGUUAGUCUUCGAGGAUUCUGUGUUUCAGUAAAUUUUCUGCACUUAAAGCACCAUAUGUGAUUGUCCAUUCAUAUAGAUUAAAAAUUUAAAAUAAUUUAAAUUUAUUGCUCUAUUAUAUUAUCAUUAUUUGAUUAAAAAAAAACAGUUUGUCAGACAAAAGUAAUGUGCCUGAAACAGCUACAGAUUUACAGUUUCAUUUAAAGGUAUAAAUAUUUUUUCUUUCAUUUUCAUUUCAAGUGAUGGUUUAUUGAAUUGUGGUGGAUAUAAGAUUUGUAGUUCAUCAUCAUUAUAUAUUUUUAUCUCUACUUGAAAAUUAGUAGGUGUCAGGUCACCAUUUACAUUCGCUUCAAAUAAAAUAAUUCUCUUGGUUUUCGCAUCAUACCUAAAUGUGUAUUUUCAUACUUUGACACCGGUAGCAAACUUAUGUUUCAGUUUGUUUGUCACACAUUCUUUCUUGAAGAUUAUUUAACUGGUUUAAGUAUGGUGUUACUUCUGAGUUUGAGAAAUAAUCUAUAAAAGCUUUUUCUACUUAGUUUUUUGUAAAGUUAUUUGCUAUAGCGUUAUAACUACGAAGUUCAUUAAUUUUUUUCAAUAAGAUGUGUUGUAGUGACACAGUUAUUAAGUUUUUGUAGAAUAUGUGUAUAUUCAGGUUUCGUAACAUAUUUUUUCUGAGUAUUGUUUGGUAACUGAACCAUAACCACCUAUUGGAUCUUUUAAAUCUACUAAUCUCCAUUCUUUAAAAUCAAUAUCACAUUUAGUUGCUUUUAAAAACUUUACAUAAUUCUUUCUGAAAUUAUUAUUUUUUUUUGGAUCAGUGUUACCAAAUUCAUUAAGUUUUUUUUAUUAUUUCCAAAAGUGUCCAUUUACUAUAUUUAUAAUUUCAUUAAAAUUGUAAUCAUCUGACUCAGUUUGUAAACAAUUAUACACAAAUGGCCAAAAAUUACUUCAUUAAAUUUUUCUAUUUGUUGCCUACGCAAUGAUAUUCAACCACUUCUUUAGAAAUAUUUCCUCCAAAUGAAUCAAACACAGAUUUUUAUAUGUUUAUUUUUCCAAUGUGAGCCAGCAUGAUAAGACUUACAUAAAUUAACUAUUGCAGAUUCAUAUUCUCUAGGAUGGCUAGAUAAUUCAUCAAUCAUAAAAACACCACAAAAGUAUUUGAUUUUUAAUUGUGUAGCAAGUCUUUGUAUGUCAAAAUUACUUAAUGCAUUAGGAUACAUAUGAAUUACUUUUGGCAGUUUUCUUAUUCCAGUCCCAGCUUUCUUCCCCAUUGCUAAAUUAUGUCUUUUUUUUAUCUUUUAAUACUGUAUCACCUUUUUAUUGUCCAUUACUGCUUUUGCAAUACCAGCUGCUCUACCAGCUAGUGAACCAACAGUUUCUGCCAAUUAAGGAAGAAUUCUUCCCAGUGUUUUAAUCUCUCUCUCUCUCUCUCUCUCUCUCUCUCUCUCUCUCUCUCUCUCUCUCUCUCUGUUAAGCAUCAUUUUAAAAAGUUGUCAGUACUGUUGUUGAUUAUUAAGUUUAAUUUUAAUUGAUUUUGGUUCAGUUUUGCCCCUAGGUUGCACAGUAUGAUGAAUGCUGAAAUUAUUCAUUUAUAUACAUUGAAGAGCCAAAGAAACUAAUACACGAGCCACAGAAGUGCUGCAACAUGGUGUGUCACAGACUCAACUAAUGUCUGAAGUAGUACUGGAGGCAACCGACACCAUGGAUCCUGCAUCCUGGAUCCAUAAAUCUGUAAGAGUAUGAGGGGGGAGAGAUAUCAUCUGCAUCCUGGAUCCAUAAAUCCGUAAGAGUAUGAGGGGGGAGAGAUAUCAUCUGAACAGCACAUUGCAAGGCAUUUUUCAUGACUGGGGACUUUGAUGACCAGUGGAAGUGUUUAAACUCAUAACAGAACCUCCACCAGCUUGAACAGUCCUCUGCUGACAUGCAGGGUCCAUGGAUUCAUUAGGCUGUCUCCAUAUCCAUACAUGUCCACCCACUCAAUACAAUUUGAGACAAGACUCAUCUGAUCAGGCAACAUGUUUCCAGUCGUCAAAAGUCCAACGUUGGUGUCGAUGGGGCCCAGGCGGAGCUUAAAGCUUUGCAUUGUAUAGUCAUAAAUGGUACACGAGUGGGCCUUCGGCUCAAAAGCCCAUAUCAAUGAUGUUUCGUUGAAUGGUUUGCAUGCUGACACUUGUUGAUGGCAACCAUUGAAAAUGUGCAGAAAUUUGCGGAAAGGUUGCACUUCUGUCAUGUUGAACGAUUCUCUUCAGGCAUCAUUGGUGACAUUCGUGCAGGGCCUUUUUCCGGCCACAGUGAGUUGGAGAUUUGAUGUUUUACCAGAUUCCUAAUAGUCACGGUACACACAUGAAAUGGUCAUAUGGGAUAAUACCCACUUCAUUGCUGCCUUGGAGAUGCUGUGUCCCUUCGCUCGUUUGCUGAUUAUAACACCACGUUCAAACUCCUUUAAAUCUUGAUAACCUGCCAUUAUAGCAGCAGAAACCGAUAUAAUAACUGCACCAGACACUUGUUGUCUUAUAUAGGCACUGCCAACUGCAACGCUGUCUUCUGUCUGUUUACUUAUCUCUGUAUUUGAAUGCUCAUGCCUGUACCAGUUCCUUUGGCACUUCCCCCUUCGCCGGUUCUUUCGACUUCUACCCAGUCGCCUGCCUUGCCCUGUCGAGGUUUCUCACGCCCCCCAUCUUGCACGUGCCUUCGCUCGAGGUGUUUGUGCGUGUCCCCCCUGGGACAUAAUCCACGACGUCUCUGUAAUACUACGCGAUGACACACUGUUUGUUGUGUGUUUCCCUUCAUCCGGUGCUCAUGACACAACCACUGCCAUUCUCUGCCUGGUGAAUGUGUUCACCUCUCGCCCGACGUCGACCUGGACAUGUUUUGUGUGUUUGCCAUGCCCACCGGAGACAUCAUCAUCGUCGCUCCGUUCCACCCUUAAACUGCUAGCGUCCAUGUAGCCACACAACCAGCACGCCCAGUAUGACGCCCGGUGCGCUUCAAUGACUUUCAGGUUCGGUUGCCGAUCCUUCCUUCAUGACAUCUACCGACACAGCUCCCCGACAACGCUGUCGAGCUGACGCCUGCUUACACAAUAGCUCCCCACCCCACCCCCCCACCCUCCGCAGUCCCCCCCCCCCUCCGGCCUCUCAAUAGGGGGAGACCCCAGCAUCGAUCUGAGUAUCGUCUUUGAACUAAACUAAGAUUAUCUUUGAACGAAACUGCCAUGCCAGUUCUUUGUAAGCCUUGCUUGUGUAAAGAGGUGAAUAAAUGAACUAUUGCAAAAUGGGAGUAUUGUUUGGUGUCACUGACCCGAACUUCUCCCUCAAGGGGUUGGUUUCGGGGAAGUCGCCCAGAACAGCGGAUCAGGAGAGAUUUACUCUACCAGAUGAGAGGGAAAUUCUUUCCUUCUGAUCCUGUAAGUUAAGUCUCCCAUGACCCGUCAUUCUGAGUGACUUUUUUAAAAUCUAUCCCUUUUCCUAGACCUCUCCAGUCCCUUUCCUUCGACCCUUCUGCCUGAAGGAGCCACUGGCUCCGAAACCUUGCCAAAUACAACCAUCUUUUAUGUGUGUGUUCUGCCGCCGCUUGGUGAGUAGGUUUUUUUAUCUGUCAAAUUAAAUAAUUUUGUCAGUAAUUGAUUGUUUUCGUUUUACAGUAAUAUGUGUUUUAGUUAGCAGAUUCAUUAAUCCACCUGUACCUUCAUAUUCUUUACCACCAACAGUUUCUUUAUCUACAUUAAAUUUUGCUGAUAAAUUACCAGCGUAUUUAAACAUACCGAUAGGUUUCAAUCCAUAAACUUUAUCUUCACUAUGAUAAAUAUACUUUAUAUUUAUAUUUAUUUUUCUAUUCACACUUUCAGCUUGAGCUAUCUUUUUUCUGUUUUUAAUCUCUUCUUCAGCGCAUCUUGUAUUUCUGAUUGACUUAAAGUAUAGUCAUACUUAUUAGGAUGAUCGUCAGAGGAUUCAUAUUUUGGAGUUGCAUAUCUUGGUACACCUACAAGUUCUUCUGAAUGUGUAUGAUAUGGAACCCUUUGUUUUUCAACUUCUUUAUUAUCUUCAAUGGCUUUCAGUACAUUAUCACCUGAAUGUCAGAUUCCUUCUUCAACUUUUUAUUUGCAUCAAUAGCAGGUUGAUCUUUUUUUAUAAUUUCCAUGUUUUUUAUGUAUGGAUAUAUAAAAAUUAAUAAGAUAAUGCAUUCUGCAUUUACACUUAUAAAAAAAAUAGCAACCACUUGUAUCUGGCUUACAUUUAGCAUUUCCCUAGCCCAUGACCUAUUUUUUCUAAAUUUUCAUGUUCUUUUAUAUAUUCAAGAUCUUCUUUAAAUUCAUUUAUAUGUUCAAGUAAAAUGCCAUUAUCAUGGUCUAAUAGAUAUGCAAUAUUAUCUUUUAAAGAACUCAUUUAAUAAGGAAAUAUAUUAUACAAUAUCUGUAUUUCCCUUUAUUAGGUUUUUCUAGUCCUACAUAUAUUUUUAAAAAUCCAAACUGAGCAUUCCAACAUUUACUAAAUGUCUUUAAAAUCAUCAAAUUUUAAAUCACCAACAACAAACUUAUGGUAGAUAUGAUUUAAAUUUGUAUUAUCUUAUCUAAAAAUAUUUUAAAAAUUUAGAUAAUCCUUUACUAAUUGUUUUGGUAUUUUUGAAUAUGUCUGGGCUAAAUAAAGACCAUCUAUUCCUUUGUCUUCCUCUAGUAAAAUAUUCUCUAACUGCAUCUUGAUUUCAAGACUGAAAUCAUCAAAUACUACAAGCGAGUUAUCUUUGCAUGGUGUAAUUUCAGCUCUGUUUUCAAUAAACGUAGUAAUCUUCACAUUAUUUUUGUCUUCAACUUGCUUACUGAUUUCUAUAAAUUCCUGAUAUUUCAAUUGGUCUAAACUUUUUGAAUAAACUUACAAGUGAUUUAUCUUAAUCCAGUUUAAUCAUCCUAGAGCUAGAAUAUGACUGUCGAUCAUUAAUGUUGUUUCUCCACAACUACUUGGAUCUAUUAUGUAGAGCACAUCAAAUAGAAUUUGGUAAAAUCUUACCUUGUUUAUGUUUUGAUCUCUUCUCCAGAAUUUUUAUCCCUAUCAAUUUUCAUUUAAAUACAUAAAUUAUUAUUAAUAUGAGAUGUCACCUAUUUCAUUUGAGUGGUAAGUCACCUGUUCUCAAAAAAAGGUUGACUUUACCUAUACAAUAAAGUUAUAGCAAUGUUGCACUAGUUGGUCUUUAGACAACAUUAGUAACUCCAAACAUUACACAAAACAAUAAUAAUUUGUAUUGUGAUGAAGAAACAAUAGAAAUUCCUGUUGGCCACUGUAGUUCGAAAAGUUUGGAAAUAUCUAUUCAUUCCAAAAAGCCUAAUGUACACAUUAAAGCAGAUGAAAUUUUAAAUGUAUGUUUUAUUGAGAGUGAUGUUAAAUCGUACAGAUAUAUAAGAUAGUAUUGGAAGUAUGCUUGGAUUUAGUGGUCAGACUUUUGAAGCUAAUGAAAAGGCAAUUGUUAAUUAUGUUCCUAAAUGUAUUCCAUUUGAAUUAAUUUUAAUGUUGCUGUUGGAAUGUUUGUGAAACAUAAUGAUCAUUUUCAUCGAGAAAUAUUAUAGCGUCAUCUGAGCCUAAUGUUAGAUUUGGUGGACCAAUAAUUCAUGAACCACAUUAGCCUGUAUAUAUUCCAUUUUUUUAUACUAUACAGGAAUUAGAAAUAACUUUAACUCAUUAAAAUGAGUAUUUGUUGACUUCAAUGGUGCUGCUGAAACAGUUAUUUUAGAAAUGGCGUAACAAAUUUUUAUCUUUAAUAAACAAUGAACAAAAUAGAUAGCUGUCAGUUCUACUUAUUCCCUGUAUAUGAGAACUCAAAAGAUAAUCUAAAUAUUCCUGACAAGGAUACAGAAAUUAACAUAAGUAUAGAAGAUGGAUGGCUUCAUCCUAAUCAUAGUCAGUUGUACAUGAGCUUCAGUAUUAUUGUAGCUGAUGGUACAGAUUAUCCAACUUAUGAUGGAAAAAUCUAAUAAAAAAUUAUUUAAUAAUUAUGUGGCAAAGCUAUUUGAUAUUAUAACAAUAAAGAAAGGAAAUAAUGUUACGUCUAGAAUAGAGCACCCUUUUAUUUCCUAAUCAGUUUUGUUAUAUUUGAGUUCAUCACUUAGUGAUAAAAUAAGUAUGGAAGGACAUACACUCAAUAAUGGUAAAAUAAAGAGAAAGAAAAAUGAAGUGCUUUAUCCAGUGAAUAUGCUUGUUGGUUUCAUUAGGAACUAUAACGAAAUUUUGUGGGAAGAGGAUCUUGCUGUAGUUUUUACUUGGAGUCCCAGUGCUGAGCCGGCCGGGGUGGCCGAGCGGUUCUAGGCGCUACAGUCUGGAACCGCACAAGCUACGGUUGCAGGUUCGAAUCCUGCCCAGGCAUGGAUGUGCGUGUUGUCCUUAGGUUAGUUAGGUUUAAUUAGUUCUAAGUUCUAGGGGACUAAUGACCUCAGAAGCUAAGUCCCAUAGUGCUCAGAGCCAUUUGAACCUACCCAGUGCUGAAGAUGGCCUGACUACAGUGAAGCUGGAGUUGAAAUAGAAGACACACUUCCAAAAGAAGGUAAAAUUGUAGUAGAAUCUAUGGAAACACAUACACCCAUUGUUAAAUAUGAAUGAAAUUAUGGGCUUUAACAACAAGAAAAUAUACUGAAAAAUACUAAAAUUCGCAUUUAUUUCUAUGAACUACAAACUGUGGAAGUUACUGGUUUAAGUAACAAGAAUAAUUUAGAGCUAGAUCUCAUGAACUGGUAUGACUCAAUAAAAUUUGAUAUGUCUUUUUUACUUUGUUGUGUUCCAAACUAAUCAAAAAAAUAAUAAUUGCCUGAUUCAUCGCUAUAAGAUCACAUAAAGCUGCAUAAUCUAUAUUUGAACAAUGGAAGAAAUGAAGUAUUUCCUGAAGAAGCAUGGAAUUUAGAACCAUCAGAUAAUUGUUUGAAAACUUACGACGCUUUUCUCAAUUUUAAAUGAGUUACCCAACUGAAAGGAGACGUUGAUGUAAAUCUGUAUGAUUUCAUAACAAAUUGUCCUUUAUAUGUUAAUAAUAUCACACACAGAAAAAAUAUUGUUACAAGUCAAAAGACAAAGAUAAAAUUGGUGGGAAUAUUAAACGAUAAGGUACCUUCUCUAAAUAACAUGGGAUUAUCGACACAGAGAAAAAGAAAUGAGAAUUUGUAAACUGAAGAAUUAUGUAUUUAAUGAUAUACAAUUUCAUUCAGUAUUAUUUUUCUGAAUAGUCAUUUUCAUGUAGAUUACCUUAGCAUUUUGAAUUUUAAAAAUUGUGUAAUGUUUGGCUGAGAAGUUAAUGAAAAUCAAAUGUAGCCAGCAGGCCAGCUGGUGGGGGAUAUUGCGUAGCUGCUGCCUCUGGAGUGGCUCGCAGCUGACACGAGUUUCUGUCGCCAUCUGGCGUGAUCGGAAUGCCAUGCCAUGCUAUCAAGCCACAGUUUCCUGAUCAGUUUUAGCAGCUGGAGCUGGUUCAGAAAACCGCCAACAGAUGUCUCAUUUUUGUUGUCGAAUGAACUUCAUUUCUCAGAUACCAACUAUAUAUGUGAUUUGUGAACAUCAUUUUCUUGCCAUGUGGGGCACAGCUGAAUAGCUAUAUAUUGGUGCGGCCAGUCUUAUACUAUUGUUGUUUGCUAUCAUUGUUCACUGCUUGAGCCCAUUUGAAGAAGACAAGGUCAUCUGUUGUCAGCAGCUCUACCCUCUACACAAGUUGCCCCAAGACGCUGCUAGAAGAAGAAGAAGAAGAAGAAGAAGACAAAGAAGAAGACAAAGAAG
Schistocerca gregaria is the source of this 13914-nucleotide messenger RNA. RefSeq lists its product as uncharacterized. NCBI's taxonomy places the organism in Eukaryota, Metazoa, Arthropoda, Insecta, Orthoptera, Acrididae. Bases 658 to 2004 code for a protein of 448 amino acids. Gene Ontology annotation, molecular function: protein binding. The transcript has 9 exons. The record is from RefSeq and is a predicted model, not a curated record.